AUGGCGGCGGCGGCGGAGGACGAGGCCAGGGCGCCCGUGCCGGGGGUGGGCGCGGGCGAGCCUGAGGGGGCGGCGGAGGCGAACGCGCCGCAGGUGGAGAACGCGGACGGCGACGACGUGUUCGAGGUGGAGCAGAUCCUGGACGAGAAGACCGAGGAGGGUAAUGUUCUUUACAAAGUUCGUUGGAAGGGUUAUACUUCAGAGGACGACACCUGGGAACCAGAGGUCCACCUCCAAGACUGUAAAGAAGUUCUUCUUGAAUUUAGGAAUAGAAUCGCAGAGAAAAUGAAACCAGUCAAGAGAGACGUUCAGAGACUCUCUUUAAAUAAUGACAUCUUUGAGAUAAACUCUGAUAGUGAUCAGAGUGAGACAGAAGAUGAUACUUCACCAAAAAAGAAAAAGAAAAAAUUAAGGAAUAAAGAAGAAAAAAGCCCAAAUGAAGUGAAGAAGAAAAGAGCAAAGACUGGAAAAUUGAAAGAUAAAUCUAAACCAGGUCUUGAGAGCCCCUGUAAAAGUCCUGUUUCUGAUGUAAGGACAAAAAAAAGAAAUUUGGAAGUCAGGGAAGAGAUAAAGGUAUCCAAAAAACAAAAAAAAGAUGAUACGAAAGAAACAAAGGAAGUUAAGAAUGUUAAAAGGUGUGAAGUAAGAGACUCAAAGACUAAAGUAAAAGAAGUUUCCAAAGAAAAUAGAAAAACACGGAAGGAAAAAUGUGUGGACUCUCACUUGGACUCUGAGUCAAGUGUACUUAAUGAUUCCUCUGCUCAGGAGGACAGUGAAGAUUUGCCUGUGGAUAGCAGGGAUCAAAGUAGAAAAAGUGCAAAAGAGAAAGAUAUAAUUCAUGAAAACAUUUUUGAAAAACAGCUGUACAUCUCCUUGAGUGCUGAUGAGGAUUUAAAUAAUAGAGCAAAAAGGAAAAAUGCCAAACCCAGAAAGACUGAGGAGCUUAAAGAGAACAAAAAGCAAGAAAACAAGAGUGUUGUUUUAGAAAAGAGAAACAUACAGAAGAAGCAGAAGAUUCAAGAGAAAGGCAGAGGCAUUCCAGAGGGAGAUAAGGUUGCUCCUGUGGCUGCCCAGACUCCUAAAAGUGUGAGACCAGCUGGGGAAGAGAGAAUCCUCCAGUCCUCAGACCCUACAGGGGAGGAGAAAGACAUCAAAAAAAAUGAAGCCCAAGAAAAAUGUAUACAGAAAAGGCAUGACUUGGACAAGGAAGAAAAAGGAAAGAAAGAGCCAAAAGGAUUGAAAGCAUAUAAGGAAAUCAGAAAUGCAUUUGAUUUAUUUAAAUUAACUCCAGAAGACAAAACUGAUUUUUUGGAGAGUGAUCAAAAAAAAGAAGAUACAUCACUGGAUUCUAAAGUCACAGAAGAUCACAAAACCAAGGAAAAUAAGCUGUUACUUAAGGAAAAAAGGAAUUCAAGAGAAGAAACAAAUACAUGGGCAUUUAUAGCUGCAGAGGGUGACCAAGAGGCUCUAGACAGAGCAUGCCAAGCAGAAGAAAAUGCUGAUGGUAAACAACAGAUUUUGAGUUUGGGCAUGGACUUGCAGCUGGAGUGGAUGAAGCUGGAAGAUUUUCAGAAGCAUCUUGUUGGUGAAGAUGAGCAGCUUCCAGUGACAUACACAGUUCCAAGUAAUUUGUUAAGAGAUGCUGUGAAAAAUGGAGAUUACAUUACCGUGAAGAUUGCUCUUAAUUCAAAUGAAGACUUUAACCUAGACCAAGAGGAUUCCAGUGGGAUGACACUGGUGAUGCUCGCAGCUGCAGGGGGCCAAGAUGAUCUGCUCCGACUCCUCAUCAAAAAAGGGGCCCAGGUGAACGGGCGACAGAAGAAUGGGACCACAGCCCUCAUCCACGCCGCUGAGAAGAACUUUUUGACGACAGUGGCUAUUCUCUUGGAGGCAGGCGCGUUUGUCAACGCUCAGCAGAGCAAUGGUGAGACAGCCCUGAUGAAGGCUUGCAAAAGAGGGAAUUCAGACAUUGUGCGACUUGUAAUUGAAUGCGGAGCUGACUGCAAUAUUCUCUCAAAGCACCAGAAUAGCGCGUUGCAUUUUGCCAAGCAGUGUAACAAUGUGCUGGUGUAUGACUUGCUCAAGAGUCAUUUAGAAACACUUUCAAGAGUAGCAGAAGAAACCAUAAGGGAUUACUUUGAAGCUCGCCUUGCUCUUCUGGAGCCUGUCUUCCCAAUAGCAUGUCACCGUCUCUGUGAGGGGCCUGAUUUCUCCACUGAUUUUAAUUACAGACCCCCACAGAACAUACCAGAAGGUUCAGGGAUCCUGCUUUUUAUUUUUCAUGCAAACUUCUCUGGAAGAGAAGUUAUUGCUCGGCUUUGUGGACCAUGCUGCGUGCGAGCUGUAGUUUUAAAUGAUAAAUUUCAACUGCCUGUUUUCCUGGACAGCCACUUUGUUUACUCCUUCAGCCCUGUCCCAGGCCUUAAUAAACUGUUUGUAAGGCUAACAGAAGCACCCGAAGCUAAGGUCAAGUUGCUAAUCGGUGCAUACCGAGUGCAGCUGCAGUAACCAUACAGAACUGGAAUGGGGUUAUUUCUAAGUGCCCUGUUUGGAGCAGUUUGGAAUUCUUGCCUAGUAAUACUGCUGGUAUUUGAUUUUCACCUGAGAACAACUGUCAAUUUGAGCCUGUCAUCUUGUCGUCUAAGAGAAGACCGUGAUCUGAAUAUUAUAAAAUACUAGAUGAAUCUGCUGCAGCGUUCUUCAAUCUCAAUGUUGUGUCCAGACUACAUACUUGUAUUUUUCCACAAUGUGGGAUCCUUAUAAAAAUGACAUUAAAGGUUGUUUU
This is a messenger RNA of Suncus etruscus (white-toothed pygmy shrew), 2785 nucleotides long. RefSeq names its product M-phase phosphoprotein 8 (gene MPHOSPH8). Gene Ontology annotation, molecular function: protein binding. Bases 1 to 2508 code for a protein of 835 amino acids. NCBI's taxonomy places the organism in Eukaryota, Metazoa, Chordata, Mammalia, Eulipotyphla, Soricidae. The transcript has 14 exons. Gene Ontology annotation, cellular component: cytoplasm; nucleus. The record is from RefSeq and is a predicted model, not a curated record.